This is a messenger RNA of Selaginella moellendorffii, 2465 nucleotides long. Its product is annotated as F-box/LRR-repeat protein 3. The record is from RefSeq and is a predicted model, not a curated record. The coding region runs from base 408 to 2381 and encodes 657 amino acids. The transcript is spliced from 7 exons. Gene Ontology annotation, cellular component: SCF ubiquitin ligase complex. Gene Ontology annotation, molecular function: protein binding. Lineage: Eukaryota; Viridiplantae; Streptophyta; Lycopodiopsida; Selaginellales; Selaginellaceae. Gene Ontology annotation, biological process: SCF-dependent proteasomal ubiquitin-dependent protein catabolic process.
AUCUUCGCUGGUACUAGCUAUGCGGGAGUGCGAGAGAGGGAUUAAUCGAUGACCUAGCUCCUCUCUCUCUCUCUCUCUUCCUGGUGGAAUACCUAUCGACACCGCCAGGACCGUCAGGGAGGGUACUCGCUCGCUCGCCACUUGCGCUGCUCUAGAUCUAGGCGCCGGUGGCCCGGCCAUGGCAUGGAUUGGAGCUUAGGGAUUUGCUGGCGGAGGCCACCGACGCACGGAUCAAGGCGCGCGCGUGAUCCAGGGGAGGCAUUCGUACUUGGCCGAUGAUCUUGACGAGUCGCAGUGUAGGCCAAUCGAAUUCGCGCAGUACUGGAGGAGCAAGGAAGAACAGGUGGAGUGUUUAUGUGGACCGUUAUCGCGGAUUUGGAGCGGUGAAUUUCUUGGGGUAAUCGCCCAUGGCGGAUCGGAAGAUGAGCAAGAACAGCGGCGACAGUGUCAUCGACCUCCUGGACGACAAUAUUCUGCUCCAGAUCCUGGAGCGCCUUGAGGAUCGAUUCGACCGCCAGGCGUGGUGCCUCAGCUGCAAGCACUUCCUGCGCCUCGAGGCCAGCACCAGGAACCGGAUCCAGCUCAUGCGCCACGAAGUUCUCGAAGGGAUCCUCCACAGGUACUCGCGGCUGGAGCAUCUGGAUCUGUCGCAUUGCAUCCAGCUGGUGGACGAGAAUCUGGCGCUCGUAGGGCAGAUCGCGGGAAAUCGUCUCGCCUCGAUCAACCUGUCGCGAGUUGGGGGUUUUACCAGCGCUGGGCUGGGGCUGCUGGCGCGAUCCUGCUGUGCCUCCCUCACCGACGUGGACCUGAGCUACUGCUCCAAUCUCAAGGACUCGGACGUGCUUGCGCUCGCGCAAAUCUCCAAUCUCCAGGCUCUCCGCCUCACGGGCUGCCACUCCAUCACAGACAUUGGGUUGGGCUGCUUGGCCGCUGGCUGUAAGAUGCUCAAGCUUCUCACGCUCAAGGGGUGCUUGGGGAUCACGGACAUUGGCAUUGCUCUCGUUGCCGUGAAUUGCAAGCAGCUAAGAACACUGGAUCUCUCGUACACCGAGGUGACCGACGAAGGCCUGGCAUCCAUAGCGACUUUGCACUCGCUGGAGGUUCUGAAUCUGGUUUCUUGCAACAAUGUUGACGAUGGAGGAUUGAGAUCGUUGAAAAGGAGCUGCAGAUCGUUGCUGAAGCUGGAUGUUUCUCGAUGCUCCAAUGUCAGUGACGCAGGUCUCGCAGCUCUGGCCACCAGUCACCUCUCCUUGGAACAGCUUACACUUUCCUACUGCUCUAUCAUCACGGACGAUCUACUGGCCACCUUUCAAAAGUUUGAUCACCUGCAAUCAAUUGUCUUGGACGGGUGUGAGAUUGCUCGCAACGGUCUCCCUUUCAUCGCCAGGGGUUGUAAGCAGCUCAAGGAGCUCAGCUUAAGCAAGUGUAGAGGUGUAACGGACAGAGGCAUAGCUGCUGUUGCUCAAGGAUGCACUGCUCUUCACAAGCUCAACCUGACGUGCUGCCGGGAGCUGACGGACGCGUCUCUGUGCCGGAUCUCCAAGGACUGCAAGGGUCUCGAGAGCUUGAAAAUGGAGUCGUGCAGCCUCAUCACCGAGGAUGGGCUGUGUGGUCUCGGCGAAGGCUGUCCUCGUCUCGAAGAACUCGAUUUCACCGAGUGCAACAUGAGUGAUACCGGCCUCAAGUAUAUUUCCAAGUGCACGGCACUGAGGUCCCUCAAGCUGGGAUUUUGCUCCACCAUCACAGACAAAGGCGUUGCUCACAUUGGUGCCAGGUGUUGUAACCUUCGAGAGCUUGACUUCUACAGGUCCAAAGGUAUAGGUGACGCUGGAGUGGCAGCAAUUGCUUCCGGGUGUCCGAAACUCAAGCUUUUGGAUCUUUCGUAUUGUAGCAAGAUCACAGACUGCUCGUUGCAAUCGCUGUCGCAGCUGAGAGAGCUGCAACGCCUCGAGCUCCGCGGCUGCGUGCUUGUUUCGUCGACAGGCCUGGCCGUGAUGGCAUCGGGCUGCAAGAGGCUCACGGAGAUCGAUAUAAAGCGCUGCUCCCAGAUCGGGAACGCUGGAGUCUCGGCCUUGUCCUUCUUUUGCCCCGGCCUCCGAAUGAUGAACAUCUCGUAUUGCCCGAUCUCAAAGGCGGGAUUGCUGAGCCUUCCCCGGCUCAGCUGCUUGCAAAGCGUCCGGCUCGUCCACCUCAAGAACGUCACAGUGGAUUGCUUCGUGACAGUGCUCCAGAAUUGCAAGAGCUUGAAGAACGUCAAGCUUCCAUCGUAUUUGAGAACACUCCUCCCUCCCGGGAUCGCGGAAGAGAUGGAAUCGCGGGGCUGCCGAAUUCGAUGGAUGGACAAAGCCUUGGAAGAAGACGAUGCCCUCGAGCCUCACUGAGAGAAAUUCCUUUAUUUCUUUGUAUUUAAGUUUUAAAGGGGGUGUUAAACGUACAGGGCAAAGAAACCCUCGGAUUUUAGGGUU